AAUCACGUUUUCUUCUAAUUUUCAUAUUUAUUUAUCCAUGAAAAGAAGAAAUAAUCACUAUUGAAACAUUGAGAAUUUCCAAUAUGCGAUAUGUAGCUUGUUUCUUUAAUUUAUUAGAAUUCUUUGUGCCCAUUCUUGAAAUCAAUGUUCUUAAUUGGUUUGUAAAAGCCGGAGUUCAUCACAGCUUGCCUUCUAAGCUCUAGAAUAUUAGCAUACUUGAAAAGAUUUCUCUGCCUCAAGCCUUCAAGGGAAAAAGGGGAGAGAAAGAGAGGAAUUGUGGUUGACCGUUGACCAUGUCCGAAGCUUGUAAACCUUUGUUUUGUUCGCAAUUGCUAAAAAUGGAGAGAGGAUGAACAUACCCUCAACAACUAAAAAUAUCUUUCUCCACAAACAUUGCCUCAUAAUUGGGAAUGCGAAGUCCAAUUCUGCUGUCAAUUGCUUUCCUCCACUGAUUCAGGUAUAACACCAUUAACCUCUUUUUCCAAAGAUCUUUUGUUGGUUCAUUUCUGAACAUCCCUCUCAUCCAGGAGGGAUGGAGAUAGAAAAGAAACCAAAAACAUAUCAAACCAACCUUUUUCUAUCUUCCUUUCUGUCAUCGUCGUCGUCAUUGUCAUCAUCUUCAUCGAUGGCUAUCCUCCUGGUGCUCGUCUACAACUUCAUCUCUUGCCCCACCAUUUUUGCCUUGUCCAGCAGCGGUACCUUCACUCCCCAAGAUAACAUCCUCAUUGAUUGUGGUGCCAACUCUCCACCCACGCUCCCUGACGGAAGAGUCUUCAAAAGUGACCAACAAGCCUCUGAGUUCUUGAACACCGAGGAAGAUGUUCAAGUAUCUGUCGCCUCUGCUGAUGUUCCUUCACCUUUAUAUCUAACUGCAAGGGUUUUUGCCCAAGAAGCCAUCUAUACAUUCCAGUUAAAACGACCUGGUUUUCACUGGGUGCGUCUCUAUUUCUUUCCAAUAAAAGUUAACCAGUUUGAUCUUCAACAAUCUACAUUCUCUGUCUCUGCGAAUCAGUAUGUUCUUCUUCACAACCUCAAGGCUAACAAUAACUCCAUACCUAUCCUGAAGGAGUACCUUCUUAACAUGACUGAUCCUACAUUUACCCUCAAGUUUACUCCUAUGAAGAAUUCAGCUGCUUUUAUAAAUGCCAUUGAGGUGGUUUCAGCACCGGAUAGCUUGAUUUCCGAUGAAGGCACUUCCCUUUUCCCUGUUAACAACUUUGCUGGUUUGUCUAAGUACGGUUACCAUGUCGUGUACAGGCUUAACAUGGGGGGACCUCUGAUCACCUCACAGAAUGACACACUGGGCAGGACUUGGAUACCUGACUCUGAUUAUCUUCAAGAAAAAAAAUUAGCUAAGGAUGCCUUUGCUGCCACAACUUCUAUCAAAUACCCUGAGACUUUAACACCACUGAUUGCACCAGCAACAGUCUAUUCAUCUCUUAUUCAAAUGGCUGAUGCAAAAACAGUGAAACCAAACUUCAAUGUCACAUGGCAGUUAGAAGUUGAUACAGCAUUUGAUUACAUGCUUCGGAUGCAUUUUUGUGACAUUGUUAGCAAGGCACUCAAUGACCUCUAUUUCAAUAUAUACAUUAAUGGUAAAAUGGCCAUUUCUGGAUUGGACUUGUCGAGCCUAACUGGUGGGUUGGCUGUUCCAUAUUACAAGGAUAUUGUGGUGAAUGCUUCCCUCUUCAGCAAUGGACUAACUGUUCAGAUUGGUCCAUUGAAUCAGGAUACAGGAGUGACUAAUGCAAUUCUUAAUGGCUUGGAGGUCUUGAAAAUGAGCAACUCGGUUGAUAGUUUGGAUGGGGAAUUUGGUGUUGAUGGAAGGGUGGGCAUAGCCAACAAGGGCGCUGUGGCUGCAGUCGGUUUUGCCAUGAUGUUUGGUGCGUUUGUGGGUCUUGGUGCGAUGGUUAUUAGAUGGAAGAGGAGACCCCAAGAUUGGCAAAAGAGGAAUAGUUUUUCUUCUUGGCUGCUCCCACUCCAUGCUGGAGACACUAGCUUCUUGAGCAAGACCUCUGUCGGUUCUCACAAGAGCAACUUUUACUCAUCAACCCUAGGCUUGGGCCGUUAUUUCUCUCUGGUGGAGUUGCAAGAAGCAACCAAGAACUUUGAUGCAAGUGCAAUAAUUGGUGUUGGUGGAUUUGGCAAUGUCUAUAUAGGCACAAUCGAUAAUGGGACCAAAGUUGCUGUCAAGAGAGGGAACCCACAAUCUGAACAAGGCAUCACAGAGUUCCAGACAGAAAUCCAGAUGUUGUCAAAGCUAAGGCAUAGACACUUGGUGUCACUGAUUGGUUACUGUGAUGAGAACAAUGAAAUGAUCCUGGUUUAUGAGUACAUGUCGAAUGGGCCUUUCAGGGAUCAUUUGUAUGGAAAAGACUUGCCACCAAUAUCAUGGAAGCAGAGGCUCGAGAUCUGUAUUGGAGCUGCUCGUGGACUUCACUACCUUCAUACUGGUACUGCUCAAGGGAUUAUCCACCGUGAUGUUAAGACCACCAAUAUUUUGCUCGAUGAUGCCUUUGUUGCCAAAGUUGCUGAUUUUGGGCUGUCAAAAGACACACCUAUGGGACAGAAUCAUGUUAGCACAGCAGUGAAAGGCAGCUUUGGGUACCUGGACCCUGAGUACUUUAGGAGGCAGCAAUUAACAGAAAAAUCAGACGUUUACUCUUUUGGGGUGGUUCUGCUUGAAACCUUAUGUGCAAGGCCUGCUAUUAACCCACAAUUGCCAAGAGAGCAGGUUAACUUGGCUGAAUGGGCAAUGCAAUGGAAGAGGAAGGGCUUGCUUGAAAAGAUUAUUGAUCCUCAGCUUGUGGGUAGCAUCAAUCCUGAAUCAAUGAAGAAGUUUGCUGAGGCUGCAGAGAAGUGCUUGGCAGAAUAUGGUGUUGACAGACCUUCAAUGGGAGAUGUUUUGUGGAACUUGGAGUAUGCCUUGCAGCUGCAAGAAUCAUUUUCAGUAGGAAAAUCAGAGGAUGAGACCCAGUCAUCUAGCACUGCCGCUGUAUCCCCUUCUAUUGUGGUUCCGUCCAGCAGUCCUCCAUCUGAUAACAACCAUCCAGUUUCUCAUCCUGAAGACAACAAGGGUCCAGCUGAAGUUCAAAUCAUUGGUGAACACUCGGGAACUGCAAUGUUUGCACAAUUUCAAGGGCUGAAUGGUAGGUAAAUAUCGUUGCUUGAUAAGUGGGAUAUAAUUCUACAAUUUCAGAGGCCUUGGGCAGGCAUUCCUUCUACCAUAAAAUGGUGCACUUUUCUAUGUAACAACUAUUUUAUCAGAACUCUCACUCACUCACCUUUCUUCCCUUCUUCUUGUGUGGACGUAUACCAAAACAUACAGUAUGAUUAAUGUACUGAUGUCGAUUGAUAUAUGCAUACAGUACCAUUAAUCUUAUGUCUCAGUUACUACCAUAUGAAAGAAUAGCAGCUAGCAAUUUUGUAUCUUGUUAUAGCAAGUUUCUGAAUUCAAUUUACCAACAAUUUCAAUAAGAAAUGGUUCCAGCUGCAAUUGUAUCAAUAUUUAGUUGCAUGAGACCAGACAGAUAUGCCAAUUGCAAGUAGCAUCUUUAACAUUUCAAUUUGUACCGCUUUAGUUUAGGCCAACAAAUCUAUUUUCUAACCUCCAAAAGAGCACCUUUUUUUUACUUCUUGGUGGGUGUGUUAUCUGAGCAUCAAGUUUGUUCAGAUCAAUAAGAAGUUGACACCGAAACUUAAACUGUGGUUGAACCAGACAUCAUAGAUUUGAGACUAAGAGGAUUGGAGAUCAUAUUCAUAUGAAGCAUCCUGCUAAAGCUAAUAAGUGGUAUAUAAUUGUAUGAAAAUAAUACCAAAAUUCAUUUGCUUUCGGUAUAUAUGUGGAGAGAUCUUCACUUCUGCAAUCACAUUUAACCACUUGACAUCUAGCUUCAUGAGGUAACAUAAAAGGGCAGUUAGCAUUAUGCGGUUGGCCUGACUUUUGCUGCUUUUGUAGCACUUGAAUCAUCAUUGUUAAUACUGUGAACUUCACACAUGUUUACGGUUGUUGUCAUGAAUCAAAAUCAAGUAUACCAUGUUUCAUUUCAAUAUUACUAUCAACAUAACAGAACACAUAGAGAUCGUUUCCUGCAUUUUAAAAUGAAUGAUUGAGAUGAUUGUGGCUCAUGACACCUGAGCAUAUUAAUCAACUGUACAAAUGGCCAAAAAAUAAUAAUGCAGAAACCUCCUAUUCCUUGUUUUGUGAUUAACAUAUGAUGGAAGGGUGAGACAAGAAAAAGAAAAACUUAGGCCAGAAUGGUGAUGGAUUCUAUUUUUUGGUAAUGGGCAUGUUUCUUUUUCACCAUACCUGCUAAAAUUCCUGAUCAAAAUCCCCAAGUGAGGAAAUAGGAAUCUAAAUAUAUUAAGGAUCCAAAAUGAAUUUCAGCUCUUACCUUUAACUUUUAUACUUUAUGAAUAAAAUUAGGUCCUUAAUUAAAAAAUCAACUGUCAGCCACAAACAGGUCCAACACUAGGCAUUUGAGACAAACAAAUUGUACUAAUAUUCAUUCUCCACCAUCACCACCAUUAAUGGCAUAAUCAUAGGUAAUAUACAGGCAGUAUAAAAGGAUGGAAGGGUGUUACAAAGUAGAAGAAUGAAAGGUGAGAGAUCCUUUUGACCUUUUGAAUGAACAACCAAAAGGAAAAUGCAAAGCAAUCCAUAAUUUGCAGAACCUGAAUUUCUACCCAUGACGUGUGACCUCUUAUAUUUUCGAAUACAGAAACUUUCAUAGAAAUCCACAACAGUUAACAUUCUUUUUCUGUCUCAACAACUACUCUCCCUUUUUCUUUUUCACAUUCGGUAAUGGAGAAUCAAAAUGAAAUGAGGGCUUUUAACCAAUUAAGAGAGUGUUUAGAUUUUCAUUAUAUAUGCAGAAUGCAAGAAUUGCAGAUUUCAUAACAAAAACUUUGAUGGUAAUGAUUAUGAUUUGCCUUUCUUCUUGACAUAAUCAACAUGCUU
Messenger RNA from Durio zibethinus, 4960 nucleotides. The record is from RefSeq and is a predicted model, not a curated record. NCBI's taxonomy places the organism in Eukaryota, Viridiplantae, Streptophyta, Magnoliopsida, Malvales, Malvaceae.